AUGGCUCCACUCCUGAAUAGCAUCCUCACUGUGAUCGAGGUGUUCCAUAAAUACGCCAAGGAAAAUGAUGACUGCACAUCCCUGGGCAAGAAAGAUCUGAAGCAACUUCUCCUGGAAGAGUUUCAGGAGAUCCUUCGGAGACCACAUGACCCUCAGACAGUUGAUAACAUCUUACAGCUCUUGGAUCGGGACCAUGAUGAACAUAUCGAUUUUAAUGAAUUUCUGUUGUUAGUGUUUAGGUUGGCUCAAGCCUGUUAUCAAACUCAGAGUAAAAAGUCAUGUAGAGACAAAACUGGGUCCCAUCAAGAACAAGGAAGAGAAAAAACCCGGGACCAUCAUUUUCCAGAGGAGGGCAUGGGCAAGCAACAAAAACAGAAGCAUAGGGGACAAAGGCAGGAUUCCCACCAUGGUCAGUCUGAAAGACAAGACAAGGACUCUCGCUAUGGUCAAUAUGAGGGACAAGAUAAGGACUCUCGCUAUGGUCAAUAUGAGGGACGAGAUGAAGACUCUCACUAUGGUCAGUAUGAAGGACAAGAUGAGGACUCUCGCUAUGGUCAGUAUGAGGGACAUGACCACCACUGUCACCAUGACCAUUCUGGAAAAGACCAGCAAUCUCACCAUGGCCAAGAUGAGAGACAAGACCAUCAUUCUCACCAUGGCCAAGAUGAGAGACAAGAUAAGACCUCUCACUAUGGUCAGUCUAAAAGGUUAGGACAGGACUCACACCGUACUAAUUCAAACAGACCAGGACAGGAUACUCGCUCUGAUCAGUCUGGAAGGAUGGGGCAGGAAUCAAGCUGUGGUCAGUCUGGGAGACAAAGUUAUGUUUCUUGUUUAGGUCUAAAUAAGAGACAAAGUGUUUGCGGAAGUAAACCUGAGGGACAAGAUAAUGGUUCUCAUUAUGGUCAGUCUCAAAAGCUGGGACAAGAAUCAAGCUGUGGUCAGGCAGGCAGACAAAGACUAAACACUGGUAAUAGCCAUUCAGGUAGGCAAGGACAAGAGUACGGCUGUGGUCAGUCAGGGAGACAAGACUUGGAUUCUGGCUAUGAUCAGUCUGAGAGAUCUGAACAGGAAUCAAGUUGUGGUCAGACAGACAGACAAGGACUAGACUCCCACUGUGGCCAGUCAACGGGACAAGAACUGGGCACUCAAUGUGGCCAAUCAGGGAGGCAAGGACUAGAUUAUCAUUAUGGUCAGUCAGGAAGUCAAGGACUGGACUCUCACUAUGGCCAGUCAAGGAGACAGGGACUAGACUCUCACUGUGGCCAGUCAGGUAGACAGGGUCUAGACUCUCACUAUGGCCAGUCAGGGAGACAGGGACUGGAUUCUCACUAUGGCCAGUCAGGGAGACAGGGACUGGACUCUCACUAUGGCCAGUCAGGGAGACAGGGACUGGACUCUCACUAUGGCCAGGGACUAGACUCUCACUGUGGCCAGUCAAGGAGACAGGGACUAGACUCUCACUAUGGCCAGGGACUAGACUCUCACUAUGGCCAGUCAGGGAGACAGGGACUAGACUCUCACUAUGGCCAGGGACUAGACUCUCACUAUGGCCAGGGACUGGACUCUCACUAUGGCCAGUCAGGGAGACAGGGACUAGACUCUCACUAUGGCCAGUCAGGGAGACAGGGACUGGACUCUCACUAUGGUCAGUCAGGGAGACAGGGACUAGACUCUCACUAUGGCCAGUCAGGGAGACAGGGACUAGACUCUCACUAUGGCCAGUCAGGGAGACAGGGAUUGGACUCUCACUAUGGUCAGUCAGGGAGACAGGGACUAGACUCUCACUAUGGCCAGGGACUGGACUCUCACUAUGGCCAGUAUGGAGGGUUUGGCCAAGAUUCAAGCUAUGGUCAAACACACAGACAAGGUUUGGACUCCGGUUAUGGAUAUACUGAGGUACAGGGGCAAAAUAGUCAGUUCCAAAAUAGUGGAAGAAGAGGACAAGAAGAGCAGGAGCUGAAUAGAAAUCAGGACUAUGUAUCUGGGGAGGACAGACAGAACCACUUUCAACAAGGGCUAUGGCAACCAGAAAGAGAGUCUGAACGCCAUCAACAUAAGUUGUAUUCACAGCCCCAGCAGGAAAGAACCCUCUGCCACAAAGGGAGAGAAUGGCAAAAGAAUGGUACUGAACAGACUGGAGGACAGGCACAAGACAGACGAGGGUGUGAAGAAAAGAAAAGUCAUCAAAGAUAUGACCAGCAAACCCACAAAGAGGAACAGGGUCACCAGACCAGGGAUAGACAGGGUCAUGAGGAGCAGGGAACCUCUUCUCAGAGACAAAACAGGCAGACUUGUGGCAAUGAGCGAAGUCAUCGGACACAGGACAAUCAAACACAGAACAGGAAAACCCAAGACAAUGAGAAGUAUCAUCAGACCCAGGACAGGCAAGAUCAUCAAGACUACAGCAAUGAGCAAAGUCAUCAGAAGAGGAACAGACAAACCCGUGAGGAAGAAAAGAGUUCAUGUCAGACACAGCACAGAGAAGCCCAUGAAGGGCAGCAACAACAAAAAUCUCAGAAUCAGCGAUACCAAGGAAACCAGGAGAAACAUCCUCAGUCAGAAGGAUCCUGCAUGCAUGAGUCUCACCACGUACGUCAUCAGAUACAAGGUUCUCAGAGAAGGUCUGGUGACCAAAGUUCCUAUCCAACCCAGAGCCAUGGGAACCAGAGAGGAGGAGCAUCUAAUAGAAGACAUACCACUAACUCAGCUGUUGCUUCUAACCCUCUCUAUGAUUAUGUACAAGAGCAAAAAGCCCAGGGGCAUUAUAACUAA
Gracilinanus agilis (Agile Gracile Mouse Opossum) is the source of this 2775-nucleotide messenger RNA. It is a transcript of the gene RPTN, whose product is annotated as repetin. Bases 1 to 2775 code for a protein of 924 amino acids. Gene Ontology annotation, cellular component: cornified envelope. The transcript has 2 exons. NCBI's taxonomy places the organism in Eukaryota, Metazoa, Chordata, Mammalia, Didelphimorphia, Didelphidae. The record is from RefSeq and is a predicted model, not a curated record. Gene Ontology annotation, molecular function: transition metal ion binding; calcium ion binding.